UAUGCUGAUUGCCUCCCAACUGGAACCAACAUACGCCAGAACAGUUUACCCAUGUUUUGAUGAACCUGCCAUGAAAGCCAUAUUUAAUAUCAGAAUUGUCCAUGACCCCAGCUAUGUGGCUCUUUCCAACAUGCCUGCUGUUGCUGUAUCAGAAAUGAAGGAUGAAGAUGGAAGCCUGUGGACUGUUACCACAUUUAACACUUCGCUGAAAAUGUCAACUUAUUUGACUGCUUUUGUGAUUUGUGAUUUUGAUUAUGUCACCAGAACUGAGCGGGGAAACGAGAUACGUAUUUGGGCUCGGAAAGAGGCAGUUAAAAACGGGUAUGUUGACUAUGCUUUAAAUAUCACAGGCCCAAUAUUUUCAUUUCUGGAAGACUUACUUAACAUCAGCUAUCCUCUGCCAAAGACAGAUCUGGUUGCACUGCCUGAUUUUGGAGCAGGUGCUAUGGAAAACUGGGGGCUAAUGACUUUCCAAGAAUCAUCACUGAUGUACCAACCAAGUGAUAAAUUCACAAGCAGAAAGGCAAUGAUUGCCAUAAUUGUGUCACAUGAGCUAGGACACCAGUGGUUUGGAAAUCUGGUUACAAUGAACUGGUGGAAUGAUCUGUGGCUUAAUGAGGGACUGGCGUCUUACUUUGAGUACCUGGGAGCUAUCUUUGUUGAACCCAAGCUUUCACUGGAUAAAAUCUUUUAUGAUCAUGUUGUACAACCUGUCUUAAGGGAAGACAAUGAAAGAGGAGUUCGAUCACUGUCAGCGACUGAAGAAAAGAUCAAAGGAUCAUUUUCUUUAAUAUCUCUGUUUGACAGCAUCACAUACAGCAAGGGGGCCUCUAUUACGUGGAUGCUUUCUGGUUUCCUGACUGAGAAGUUGUUUAUGAGAGCACUUUCUUCGUAUCUGAAAGAAUUUUCUUUCUCAAAUGCUAACCAAGAUGAUCUCUGGACCCACAUACAGAUGGUUGUAGAUGCACAGAAUGAAGUUCAGUUGCCAGCAUCUGUAAAACAAAUAAUGGAUUCGUGGACAUGCCAAAAUGGUUUUCCAGUUUUAACAUUAAAUAUAACCACUGGCACAAUCAGUCAGGAACAAUUUCUUAAUAAAAAGAAUGAAAACAGCACUGAUUCUUACAAUAACACAUGGAUUAUUCCUAUUUCUUGGAUGAGAAGUGGAUCAUCACAGCCGUUAAUGUGGCUAGAUAAAAGCAGCAAAGUGUUUCCUGAAAUGCAAGUGUCAGAAUCAGAAUAUGACUGGGUUCUGCUGAAUGUGAAUUUAAAUGGAUACUACAGAGUGAACUAUGACCAGUUAAACUUAAAAAGAUUAGCACGCUUGCUUGAAAAUGAUCCAAAGGCUAUUCGUGCUGUCAGCAGGUUCCAGCUGAUAGAUGAUGUUUUUGCAUUGACACAGUUUGGAUAUAUUCAGAUUGAAACAGCACUUGAACUAACAAAGUACCUUGCCAGAGAAGAUGAACUCUUCAUAUGGAAUAUGGUUUUGUUAAACCUAGUACCAGAGAAUUUGGAAAGUACUCUGAAGAACUAUGAAGUAUACCCACUUCUAAAGAAAUACCUUUUAAAGAGAAUGUUGCCAAUAUACCAUUAUUAUGCAGGUUUUAUUCGUCAAAAUGUUGAUGCUUUGGAAGAUGACUAUUUUGCUCAAGUAUAUUUGGAAAAGAUUUUUGCAACAGCAUGCUGGCUGGGUCUCCAAGACUGUUUGAACCUGUCAUCUGAACUAUAUGCUAAGUGGAUGGACAACCCUGAGUACAAAAUUCCCUUUUUAAUUAGACGAACGGUCUGCUGCUAUGGUGUUGCAGUGGGAAGUGAUAAAGAAUGGAAUUUUGCGUGGGAAAUGUAUAACCAUACUGACUACUUCACAAAGGAAGAUAAAGAUAUCCUGCUGUUUGCUAUGAGCUGUGCCAAAGAGUCGUGGUUACUUUACAGAUACUUGCAGUACGGACUCAGUGAUACGUUAUUUUCUUCCAAUUAUACUUCAAUCAUCAUCUUAUAUGCAGUGACUAAGGAUAUUGGGCACCGUAUGGCCUGGGAAUUUGUUACGGAAAAUUGGCCACUUUUAAGUGAAAGGUAUGGGAAGGAAUUACUACAUGAUGUAUUAAAAGUCAUGGGAAGAUUUGUCAAUACAGAUGUACAGAUCCAAGAGUUGCAGGUUUUUUAUAAUGCUACACUGGAAGAGGAUGAGAGAGUGGCUACUACUCUGCUACUGGAGCUCACAAAAAUUGAAAAUAUGGAAAGGAGAGAACUGCUGAUCAAAGUUGCCAAGUGGUUACAGAAAAAUCUAGAUGAUUGA
Nestor notabilis (Kea) is the source of this 2293-nucleotide messenger RNA. RefSeq names its product aminopeptidase Q (gene LVRN). Gene Ontology annotation, cellular component: cytoplasm. The annotation marks the transcript as partial. The record is from RefSeq and is a predicted model, not a curated record. The transcript has 19 exons. NCBI's taxonomy places the organism in Eukaryota, Metazoa, Chordata, Aves, Psittaciformes, Psittacidae. Gene Ontology annotation, molecular function: peptide binding; zinc ion binding; metalloaminopeptidase activity. Gene Ontology annotation, biological process: peptide catabolic process; proteolysis.